Molecule: messenger RNA, 893 nt
Organism: Cucurbita moschata (crookneck pumpkin)
Lineage: Eukaryota; Viridiplantae; Streptophyta; Magnoliopsida; Cucurbitales; Cucurbitaceae
Exons: 4
Coding region: 19-756 (245 amino acids)
Source: RefSeq, a predicted model, not a curated record
AAAAUUUUCAAGUGCUUUAUGACAAUCAUGGGAAUUCAAAAGCCUGCAUGGUUAGAAGCACUUUACACUCAGAAAUUCUUCGUGGGAUGUUCAUUUCACGAGACAGCAAAGAAGAACGAGAAGAACAUUUGUUGUUUAGAUUGCUGUAUUAGUAUUUGCCCUCAUUGUAUAUCAUCGCACCGGUUUCAUCGCCUUCUUCAAGUUCGUCGAUAUGUUUAUCAUGACGUUGUUCGACUCGAAGAUCUUCAAAAACUUAUAGAUUGUUCUAACGUUCAGCCUUAUACCAUUAAUAGUGCCAAAGUGGUGUUCAUCAAGAAAAGACCUCAAAAUAGACAAUUCAAAGGGUCGGGAAAUUACUGCACUUCUUGUGCUCGAAGUCUCCAAGAACCUUAUAUUCAUUGCUCCCUUGGAUGCAAGGUGGAUUUCGUUCUGAAGCAUAAGAGGAACUUAUCUUCAUAUCUCAAACCGUGUAAUUCUCUCCCACUCAGUAUGGAUUUUUUAGUUCAAGACAUGGGAGACGACGAGAUGACGAACGAGACUCCUCAUUCCACCAUUGUCGACUACGACGAACCGAUGAGCUCGUCGUCUUCAGGAUCUGAAACCAUGAGCAUCCCUCACACACCCAUAAUUCGAAAGAAAAGAACCGGUGUUUAUCUGUGCGGAAGAUCUACUUCGAAAAUUUCUAACGAAGACAUGACAACGAGUAUAAGCAUCAAUAGAAGGAAAGGCAUCCCUCAUCGUUCUCCUUUGUGUUAAGAAACACAAAAAACCCUUCUUUUUUUCAUCUAAAUGGCUGACUUUUUUUCUUGACAAUUUGACUCAAAACCCUAAUUAAUCAAUCAAUUGGUCGGAGGGUUUGUCUUAAUGGCUUCACGUGGCUCCCAAUUCCAAGU